GGAGUGGUGGCGCUGCCAUGUCUGAACCAACCCCUGACAACUCGGAGGAAGACAUAAUCACCAAAGAAAUGGGCACCUCUGAAAUUGAGCCCUCUGAUACGGAGAUGGCGGAAGCAGGGCCCUCCAAUCCAGACCCGUGUGAUGCUGAACCAAAAAAGGCAAAGCGGAAGACAGCUAAGGGCCGCCGUUGCCGUUGCCGCCGCCGCCGCCGCUGCGGUCAGGGCAAUUUCUCAAGCUUUGCUACCUAUUUCCCUAGGGUGCUGAAGCAAGUACAUACAGGCCUGAGUCUUUCCCGUGAGUCCGUGAACGUCCUGGACUCGUUUGUGAAAGAUAUGUUCGAGCGGAUUGCCGAAGAGGCCGGGCGCCUGGCCCACUGCAGCAGGCGCUGCACCAUCAUGACCGAAGACAUCCAGACAGCCGUGCGUCUUCUGUUGCCUGGGGAGCUCGGCAAGUACGCCGUGUCCGAGGCCAGCAAGGCGGUCGCCAGAUACCGCACCAGCAGAUGAACUGCCCCAGGACUGUCUGACCAUCGCAAAGCAGACUUAAGGGUUCUCCCCUUAGGCCCUACAUUUAAUCUUUAAAACAUUUCUACCCCAAAGAAAACAAUAAAAACCUCAUU
Messenger RNA from Capra hircus (goat), 619 nucleotides. RefSeq names its product late histone H2B.L4-like. The transcript has a single exon. Gene Ontology annotation, biological process: nucleosome assembly. The record is from RefSeq and is a predicted model, not a curated record. Gene Ontology annotation, molecular function: DNA binding; structural constituent of chromatin; protein heterodimerization activity. The coding region runs from base 18 to 506 and encodes 162 amino acids. Gene Ontology annotation, cellular component: nucleosome. Lineage: Eukaryota; Metazoa; Chordata; Mammalia; Artiodactyla; Bovidae.